Molecule: messenger RNA, 885 nt
Organism: Contarinia nasturtii (swede midge)
Lineage: Eukaryota; Metazoa; Arthropoda; Insecta; Diptera; Cecidomyiidae
Product: zinc finger protein 740-like
Exons: 2
Coding region: 94-885 (263 amino acids)
Biological process (GO): regulation of transcription by RNA polymerase II
Cellular component (GO): nucleus
Molecular function (GO): DNA-binding transcription factor activity, RNA polymerase II-specific; RNA polymerase II cis-regulatory region sequence-specific DNA binding
Source: RefSeq, a predicted model, not a curated record
CGGCCAUUUGACGGAGAAACACGUAAUUGCCCUCUAUUUGCGCCCAAAAAUAUUGAAUAUUUUAAAGUUCUUACAGAUUCAAGAAGGGUCAUCAUGGUCUUCAAUUCAGAUCCAGGUGAAGGUACCUCAGAUGGUCGAGUUAAACGCAAGCGAAAACAAAAUCCAAGCAAAUCAAAGAUCAAAAUCAAAAUCGAAAACGAUGCCAAAGUGGAGCCAAUUGACGACGCGUAUUUGGUUCAGUACUCGCCACCACCAUCACCAAUCGAAGCAAGUGGCAAAAUUAAAUCAGAGAGCGAGAGCGAUGACGAACUGGAUUUGAAAAGCUUCCCUGAUUAUAUGAAAACAGAGAUCAAGACCGAGAAAGACGAAUGUUCAAAGAAGAAAUGUGUCGCUCCAACAGAUGGAAACUCAAAUAAAAAUGCUAGAGAUGACCACGAUGGUACGAAUGGAGCCAACUCGAAAGGAAAUGUAAAUGAUAACGAAGAACAGCAUCAAAGUAAGCUGAAAGCAACAAAGAAAAGAAGAAUGAAGAAAAAUGACAAACAAAAUGUCCAGUUUGAUUCAGCUGAAACAAAAGAUGGAAAAAAAUAUAAAUGCAAUUUGUGUAGUUAUUCUGCAACGUAUAAAUAUAUACUCAUGAGGCAUAUGCGAACCCACACAGGCGAAAAGCCUUUUGAAUGCGAAAUAUGUGAAAAGCCUUUUACACAAAAGCAUCAUUUGAAUCGACACAAGAAAGUCCAUGCCACCGAAUUUCCAUUCCAUUGUCUAAAGUGUCGUCGUGGAUUCAACAAGGAAGUUGAAAAGAUUGAGCACGAAAAUCAAUGCCAACAGCGUCAGUAUGAAUGCAUUGUAUGCAAAUACACCACUGUCAUUUCCUCCCAUUGA